Clupea harengus (Atlantic herring) is the source of this 2970-nucleotide messenger RNA. Its product is annotated as phosphatidylinositol 4-kinase type 2-alpha-like. The record is from RefSeq and is a predicted model, not a curated record. Gene Ontology annotation, biological process: phosphatidylinositol phosphate biosynthetic process; Golgi organization; endosome organization. Gene Ontology annotation, molecular function: 1-phosphatidylinositol 4-kinase activity. Gene Ontology annotation, cellular component: plasma membrane; lysosomal membrane; trans-Golgi network. NCBI's taxonomy places the organism in Eukaryota, Metazoa, Chordata, Actinopteri, Clupeiformes, Clupeidae.
UGUGUGAGAGAGAUUCUUAUUAUUUGAUCAGCUAGGUAUGUAACUUCACUCUGAAACACCACUGCGAUGAGGGGCGGGGUCACUUUGGGAGGCUGGAUCGGUGUGCCAAUGGAGAGUUGUGUAGGGGAGGGGCCAAGUCCGGAAGAUGAGUGACCGCAUCAAUACUGCUGUAGCGAGCUGGCGUCGUUGGCAACUUCUGCACUUUGCCCUGUCCGACUGUGGCUUCACCGGCCCCGCAUUGUUUUUCUCAUUUCCUCGUGAUGGACGAAACGAGUCCUCUCAUUUCUCCUCUCCGGGAAUCUGGCGACCUCAGUCGUUCUCAGUCCGAAUCCAGUUCGCGGCAGGACGUCUUAGACUGCGUACCCGGCUCCGCAGUUCGCGUUCCCCCAGGGAGUCCUGGAGGCAGUCGUGAGAGAGAACCACUACUUGACAGGGACAGUUCUCCGCGAGAUUUCCAUCGGAACGAGUUUAACGACGACCCGGAGUUCCGAGAGUUCGUGAGGAAAGCGGAACAUGCCAUCGAGGAGGGCAUCUUCCCGGAGAGAAUCUCGCAAGGUUCCAGCGGCAGUUACUUCGUCCGAGAUGUUCACGGGAGGAUCAUAGGUGUGUUUAAGCCUAAGACGGAGGAGCCGUACGGCCAGCUCAACCCCAAAUGGACCAAGUGGAUCCAGAAGCUCUGCUGCCCCUGCUUCUUCGGCCGGGACUGUCUGGUGCUCAACCAGGGCUACCUCUCAGAGGCAGGGGCCAGCCUGGUGGACCAGAGACUCUCACUCAACAUCGUCCCCAAGACCAAGGUGGUGUAUCUGGCCAGUGAGACCUUUCACUACAGUGCCAUAGACCGGGUGAAGUCCAAAGGUAAGCGGCUGGCCAUGGAGAAAGUGCCCAAAGUCGGACAGCGAUUCCACAGAAUAGGACUGCCCCCAAAGGUGGGCUCUUUCCAGCUGUUCGUGGAGGGCCACAAAGAUGCAGAUUAUUGGCUGAGACGCUUUGAGGCGGAACCUCUGCCUGAGAACACCAAUCGGCAGCUGCAGCUGCAUUUUGAGCGACUGGUAGUGCUCGAUUACAUCAUAAGAAACACAGACCGGGGGAAUGAUAACUGGCUGAUCAAAUAUGACUGGCCAAUAGACAAGGGAGAAAAUAAGGAAACAGAAUGGGUGAUGGUCAAGGAGCCGAUCAUAAAACUGGCAGCGAUAGACAACGGCCUGGCAUUCCCCCUUAAACACCCAGAUUCAUGGAGGGCGUACCCGUUCUACUGGGCAUGGCUGGCCCAGGCUAAAGUGCCCUUCUCCCAGGACAUCAGAGACCUGGUUCUGCCCAAGCUCACUGAUCCAGCCUUCACCCGGGACCUGGAGGAGGACCUCUACGAGCUCUUUAAGAAGGACCCAGGGUUUGACAGAGGGCAGUUACACAAGCAGUUAGCAGUAAUGAGAGGACAGAUCCUGAAUCUCACCCAGGCUCUUAAGGAGGAGAGGUCUCCGCUUCAGCUGGUACAGAUGCCCCCUGUUGUCGUGGAGACGAAGCGGGCCCCGCAGAGAGAAGACAUCCAGUCUUACACACCGUCUCACACACACUCUCAGACAGACACAGAAGACAACAUGUCAUACACACACAGCACACAAAGCAGAAAGCCCUUCUUCAGCUGGUGGUGAGAGCAAGAGAAAGGAGGAGGAGACGACACACACACACACACACACACACACACACACACAGGACUUACCUUUUAUUUAUUCAUUUCUGGACUGAGAUAUCCAGGGUGUGUGUGUGCGUGUGUGAGUGUGUGUUUGAGAGGGCAUCCACAUGACAGCGGUGGAAACCAAUGACUGUCUAUAGAGAUGGACGGCGUGUCGCAAGGGAAGUGAACAGUGAAGCAAGCGCAGGUCUAGCGCCCCCUGCUGGCAACAACGUGUAACGCUGCCCAUCCCCAUGUUAUUGUCCACGCCACCUUUCUCGUCUUAACUGCCUUUCCAUUUACAGUGUCUAAUUAAAACAGUUAGUUUCCCCCUAUGUUGAUGUCUGCACAUUUUUAUUUUCCCCCAGAAAUGAGUUGUCAAAAUAUGAUUGUAAUAUGUAGUAAGGAGGCGUGGAUACACCUGGGAAUAAAGUGACUGACGGCCUACGCCAGAUGGAACCAGCUGCAGUACAUGCUUCUCGGACAUUAUGUGGAGCGUAGGAGCUGAGUUUGUUGUCAAGUUGCCAGGUAACCUAGUUUAACCGUGUGUGUGUGUGUGUGUGUGUGUGUGUGUGAGUGUGUGUGUUGUUGUCGAGUUGCCAGGCAAUUUAGUUUAACCUACCUACCAUUGUUUUAUCAUGUCUUGUGACUUCAAUUUAGAGGCUUUGGCAUAAUGUCCUGUUGUGCUGUUGGUUGUAGGAACAGACACUCUGUGGAUAAACGUUAGCCAAAGACCCAGCAGAGAUCACAAUGCAAUCUAUUAAUGUUGUGAGAACAGAUGAUAAAGAUAUGUGUGUGUGUGUGUGUGUGUGUGUGUGAGAGAGAGUCUGAGAACAGAUGAUGAAGAAUAAGAAAACAGCAAGGGCAGGAAUUUCACCAGUAGCACGACGGCCAUGGCCAACCUUUUCUGGCCUUGGUGCCCUUGAGAAUAUUGCAUGUUUCGUGGCAACUGUGCCCUUGUGAAUAUCGCAUUGUGUGUGUUUGUGUGUGUGUGAGAGAGAGUGUGAGUGUGUGUGUGUGUGUGUGUGUCGUGUUUUGUGACGCGAAUCAUUUGGAAAAUGAAAAGAAAAACACUGUUUUCAGAAAACGUUGUUGUCAUGUGGACGAUGACAUGAGUCAAUGUGAAUGUGUGUGUCCUCAUAGAAAGACCUGCUGAGUGUGUGAACAAGACGGACUGCAUGCAAAGGAAGUGUAUGUGGGGGGUAGGACAGUUUUAAUUCAUUUAAACUGAUGUGUGUGUGCGGGGGGGUGCCAAUCUGUGCCACAUGUAUUCAUGUCAUUAAAUCUACAUGAAAUGGUAA